Topomyia yanbarensis is the source of this 1106-nucleotide messenger RNA. RefSeq names its product serine protease snake-like. Bases 82 to 1017 code for a protein of 311 amino acids. Gene Ontology annotation, biological process: proteolysis. The transcript is spliced from 4 exons. The record is from RefSeq and is a predicted model, not a curated record. Gene Ontology annotation, molecular function: serine-type endopeptidase activity. NCBI's taxonomy places the organism in Eukaryota, Metazoa, Arthropoda, Insecta, Diptera, Culicidae.
UCUUCAGUCGCGUCAGUGUUCACUCGAUACUCUCCUUUCCCACAGAUAUAGAUUAACUUUUGUUGCCGCAACGAUAGCAAAAUGAUUGCAACAUUGUGCCACUGUGCGCUGUUGCUGUUCACAGCCGGUUUAGCCCAAGGCAUACGAAUCGCACAAGUCAAAUGUGCCGAGUAUCGCAAUGCAACGAUCGUCAUUUCCAAGGCCAUACCUUUGGUAUUGAAUCCAACGCCGGUAGUGUUUAGUGGUUUCAACUGCUCCAACUCGGUAAGUUUGAUCGUCGGCGGUGAAGAAGCCAAGGAGGGCGAGUUCCCACAUCAAGCUCUGCUGGGCUGGCCGAUGGUCGACCAGCCGGAGAAGUUUUCUUUCCGUUGUGGUGGCUCACUGAUUAGUAACCGUUUUGUGCUCACCGCUGCGCAUUGUUCGCGGUAUGGUCGACCCGAUAUUGUGCGGUUGGGUGAAAACGAUCUGCGUGAGGAAUUCGAUAACCAAGUCGAUAUAGAUAUCGAAUACUUCAAGCGGCACCCGGAAUAUCGCUUUGCUACCUCUUAUCAUGAUAUCGCCCUGAUAAAGCUCAAACAAGAGGUGAUCUUCUCGCAAUUCAUUUUACCUGCAUGCUUGUGGAAUAGUUUUGAGUUGAAUGUUACUUCGGUGAUUGCGACAGGAUUUGGAAACACCGAGUUUGGUGACGUUGAGGAGCACAAAUCGGACACGCUUCGUAAAGUACAACUGGACUUGCUCGAUAGAGACGAAUGUUCAAACCAAUUCAUAGGACUUCGAAAUUUCGACCGUGGUAUCGCGGAUGAACAGCUAUGUAUAGGUAGCAAACGAGGGGGAAAGGACACCUGUCAGGGCGAUUCCGGUGGUCCGGUUCAAGUUAUUACUGAACCAAAGGGUUGCAUUUACUACGUCCUGGGUGUUACUUCUGCUGGGUCAUCUUGCGGCACUGGACGGUCCCCUGCGGUUUACACAAGAGUUUCCAGCUAUAUAGAUUGGAUCGAGAGCAUUGUGUGGAAGUAGAAAGCGAUGUACGAGUCUAGUGGAAACCUAUGUUCCGGUGGUGGUGUGAGGACCUAAUGUUGCAAAUAUAUUUCUUAUUUCAAAGACAA